AUGACACAAGCCUCCUUGAUCAAUGGCGGCCUAGGCCCGGGUUCGUCUCCUACAGAAGGAUCUAUGGACCCAAGGAAUCUGUCAGGCGACUCUGGCGAUGGCCAAGAACAGGACUGGUCCCAGUGGAUGCAAUGGGACUGGGACGAAUCCAUUUCAAAUACCAAGGCCAACAUCGGCGCACAGUCAUUAGACAACAGCCCAAACUCCAAUCUAAUGACAUUGCCAGACAUCGAUGCUGUCGACUUUGUUUCUGACCCGCUUCUUUUCAGGCAAAAUAUCAAAGCUGACCUAGGCUUCCCCAUCCCGCAAAAUGGCAAUCAUAAUACGUCCGCUGUACGAAAAAGCGGGAGUUCGAAGGGCCCUUCGACCAGCAGUUUGUUAAACCGGAAAAGGAAAACUUCUAGUGAAGAUGGUAGCCUUGGAAAGCUCGAGGACGAUUCGCCCCCAGAGUCCAAAACGCAGCCAACUAAAAAACGAUCACACAAUGUCAUCGAGAAGCGGUAUAGGGCCAACCUCAACGAUAAAAUCUCAGAGCUUAGAGAUAGCGUUCCUAGCCUACGCGCCCUUUCGAAACCAGGCAAUGGAGGCUCCCCAUCUGUUGAUGAUGAUGUUACACUAGGAAACAAGCUCAACAAGGCAUCUAUUCUGUCCAAGGCGACCGAGUAUAUACGCCACUUGGAGCUACGGAAUCAACGACUUGAAGAGGAGAAUAACGGCUUGAAGAAUAGUCUCCGGCAACUUGACAAGGCCAUGACUCUGGAUCAUAAGCCCUCUACGUCUGUGGGCUCCGCCUCAUCGCCGGAUAGCUAUUCGGGAACAAUCGACAGCUUUGGGUCUCCUCCUAGUGUCUUUUCACAUGUUGAAGAAUCGUCAUCCCGGAAACUGUCCGAGUCUGGCGCACCCCCAGAAGGACUGAUCCCAGUUCCGGACUAUAUCAAACAAAUGCGAGCCAACGCACCUACAACAGGUAUAUUCGCCGAGUCAUACAUCAAGGACGAACCUAAACCUGGGCAACAAAAUCAGAAUUCACAAAGAGGCAUGAGUACUUCAAGCAAAUUUAUGCUGGGCACUAUUGCAAGUUUGAUGGUUGUUCAAAAUAUGUCCACACAGAAAGAGAAUGAUUCAAACGAAAAGGGAUUGCUGGCAGUUCCCGUUUCUGCUUUCAACGACAUCAUACUACCUUUUUGCAAAUAUGCCCAUACCAAAUUCUUGAUUUGGAGUGCGGAUAUGGGCUUGUGGAACUCAUGGCACGUGAAGGCCGUAUUGAACCUAUCUCUUACGGUCUUUCUUGUCGUAGGGAGCGCCUUCGUCGUUUUCCUCUACCUCUUUAAUUCCCGACCGCAAUCGGAUCGUGAUCAACGAAAAGUUAUUUCUGCAGCUGGAGUCAGAAUGACUCCGGCAGAGUUUAGAAGACAGGCUUGGUUGACGAGUAUGCAAAGAGUGGGGGUACCACGUCACCGAUUCUUCCUCGAGUGGUUUGCAGUCACUUGUAGGUGGUUUGAAUACACACUUGGAUGCCUGCUCGGGUGGAAGCUGUAUUCCUGGAUCACCGGUAUCACCGAAGAGGAUGAGAAAGGACGAGUUAAAACCUGGGAUAUUGCAAUCGACGCCCAACUGGCGGGCGGAGACCCCGAGAUCAGCAAGUCACGAAUGGUGCUUACGAUAUUUGCCUCCGGAACCCUACCUCGCAGUCCCGGGCGAAUGAUGCUGAAAGCGCUCCACUGUCGCAUUCUGCUCUGGCGCGUCAGCAAGUCAGACUCCUUCGUUUCCAGAAUCGCGAACGAUGCUGGCCGUGCCUUGGCUACCUAUCAAUGGGGUCUGGCGAGAUAUAUGAACCGGGCUUUGCCAAAGGAUCACCCAGAUGCAUUGCCGAGGCACUUGGCGGCUCUCCUGGAGAAUAAUUGUAACGACGUCUUACUCGAUUCCAUAGUCCAGCGGGCUGUCAAUCUUACAUGGAGUCGACCUACCCAGGACGGUCUCGACGAAGAUGAGGCAUUGUUGGACGUGGUGGUUGAGGACCCAGCAGUACAGACUACCAUGGACAGCAUUGCAGCAUGGUGGUCCAGCCACGUGCUACAAAACACACUACUACGCUUUCUGAACUAUGGUGCAGAUGGCUGCCCGGAACUUAAAAGGCAGAUUGACCUUGCAUCGACAGUUGCCCCCCGUCUAUCCGUUGCCCAUACUCGGGCCUUGGCUGUGAGAGCAGUUCUUUUUGAAACGAAUCGACUGCGUGACAUCAACGUGGUGCUCGCUUCUUUGCCGUCGAAGAAGAAUAGGAAUUCUCAAGCCAGCAACUUCUUAGAUUCCUCAAUCCCGACAUCUGCUCGCGAGGAGAUCGUCAUUGCCGUGCGUUGCGCGAUGAUUGCAGCCACAAUCAAAGCCCGAACUACAGAUGACCCGUCCUUUCCGUCUCAUUUGACCACGCGAAAAGCGAUUUCCUGGCUCAACCAGCUCCCACUAGAUCCUAUUGAGCUGACGCUCGUCGGGUUUGUUGCCGUAUACCAUCUCCUGCAUUUAGUAACUACUUAUGACGAUAUCCUCUCAUCCUCAUCCUCGACGUCUCUUGCUUCAUUGGCCACAUCAUCAAAUGUUUCCAUAUCUUCAACAAAGUCAGCCCCUCUGGCCGAUUCCUCUCCCAACCCCAUGACCCAUAAACGCGUCCUCUCCAACGGCGGCUCCGAGCCAACUCCGGAAUACAGCCGCAUUGCCGGUGAUCUGAUGUACUGGGCUCGAAACGCUUACAACCCAGCCUUUUACGGCCUGACGACCAAGACUGUUGACAGAGUCGAAGCAAAAUGCAUUUCCAUCUGCCAGGACAUUGGCAUCGAUUUGCGGCAGCAGCAGAAAAAACACCCGCAGGCAGUAAAGUCUGGUCUGCGCAAAAUCGUCAGAGAGGAACGAAAACACGAACGAAAGAACUCUGCUUCUCUCCGCAAGGAAGAAAAUCGACGAGAAAGUGUUGGCAGUUAUGAUACGGGGUAUGUUAGUGAUUUGAUCAAUGAUGACGCGGCGAGAGACGAACGGAUUAUUACUUUAUAA
Talaromyces rugulosus is the source of this 3042-nucleotide messenger RNA. RefSeq lists its product as uncharacterized. Gene Ontology annotation, molecular function: protein dimerization activity. Lineage: Eukaryota; Fungi; Ascomycota; Eurotiomycetes; Eurotiales; Trichocomaceae. The record is from RefSeq and is a predicted model, not a curated record. The transcript has a single exon. The coding region runs from base 1 to 3042 and encodes 1013 amino acids. Gene Ontology annotation, biological process: positive regulation of transcription by RNA polymerase II; SREBP signaling pathway.